Messenger RNA from Macrosiphum euphorbiae (potato aphid), 270 nucleotides. The record is from the annotation of a GenBank genome assembly. NCBI's taxonomy places the organism in Eukaryota, Metazoa, Arthropoda, Insecta, Hemiptera, Aphididae.
AUGCAGUUCGAGGGUACAAAUUUCUCCAACUGGAAAUUCAGGGUCGAAAUAUUGCUAAGGAAACACAACGUGGCACAUUGCUUGACGGAAGAGACACCGUCGGAGACCGCUGCUAAGGCCGCGUUCAUAGGAAAGUACUCAACGGCCAUACCUCUGUUAGUCCAUGUGUGGCGGACUUACAUCUGGAAUACGUCAAGGAUGCAACCACAGCAAGAGCAAUAUGGGAACGGCUAUGCUCAACGUGUGAACCCAGAGGUACGUCAAAAUUGA